UAGAUCGCACUAUAGAGCGCCCAAAUGGACCCGUUAGACCUUCUAACGAAUGAAGAGUUGCUGUUUUUCUUCCACCGGAAAAAGACAGAGAUCUCGUGCAUAGAGCAACCGCACAGACUCCUCACUCAGCUGCGCGACCACGAUCUGGUGCCUGAGAAACUGUUUGAGACUGUGAUAAAGAUGCGUUCUGGUGAGCAGAAGGAGAAGUGCUUUUAUGAGGUCCUGGACUGGUUGGAGAAGAAUAGACCUCAGGACAUAAAUCAGUUCUGGUGCUGUGUGUUUGAAGAUCAUAUCCUGAAGCUGUACCCAACGCUACGCAUCCUCAGAAACAAUCUGCUGGACAUUAUAGGGAGAAAAGGAAAAGCAAAGAAAGGACAGGAGAAGAGCUUCACUGAAAAGAGAGAAAAAGGUGAUAGAACUAGUGAGGAUAAUGUUGAUACUCGUUUUUUCUCUGCUUUCACACCUAAGCUGAGGAAACCAGACACAAAACCCUCAUUCUGCACUUUCAAUCUCUUUGAAAAACCUCCGGAUGUUGAGACACUGAAAGAGGAGGAAGAGAGUAAAGGAAAAGUAGAGAAAGGAGAGGACAAGAGCUACACAAGAGAGAGAAGAAAAGAUGAUAGAAGUAGUGAGGAUAGUGAUGAUCCUGGCCUUUUCUCUACUUCCACACCCAAGCGGAGGAAAACAGACACAAAACCCUCAUUAUGUGAGUCCCUGAACUACAGCAGAUGCAAGUACUCAUCGGGGUUAAAUAACACUCAAACUAAACCAUACAAAAAGCUUUUUUCAUCUCCUGUCAAGAAAGAAAUUUUGACGUUGCCUGUUCAUGAAGCUCAGCUGCCUGUAACCUGUGGGAAUAAAGAAGGCACUCUCUAUCGGGACAAACUGUCCAGAGGGGAGAAAUGUAUUUUGUCCCAUGGACGCUGGUUCACCCCAGCUGAUUUUGAGAAGGUUGCGGGGAAGGAAAAGUGCAAAAACUGGAAAUCCAGCAUCCGCUGCAGAAACAUUACACUUAAGAAACUCAUAGAGGAGGGGCAUCUUCAGUGUCCACAGAGGAGGAAUAGAAAGAAAACCUGUGUUCAAACAAACAUGAAUAAGAGGUUUCCAGUCAGUUCUAACAAGAGAAUCAAUGCAGAUUUAGAAACAAUCUCUAGUUUGAUGGAGGAAAUUGAGGAUGAGGAGGAGGAAGAAGAAGACAUGGCAGAUCUGUCUGUUUUCCAGGCUCCUUCUUUACCAGUCACCUGUGUUUCACUCACUGGGACUCUGUACAAAUACAGGUUCGCAUCAGGGAGUCGUGGGAAGUGUAUACGUACUGAGGAAAGAUGGUUCACUCCGGAGGAAUUUGUAAAGCAGGAACCGACUCUCACUGAUGGACUCUGGAAGAAAGAUAUACUGUGCCAUGGAAAAACAAUCAACUUUUUACUCCAGAAAGAGAUUCUGCGCAUCCAUUCCCUUCUGUGUGAAUGUGUGAAAUGCAGCACUAAAGAGGAAGACAUGAUGGCCCAGAAAAAUGAUGACGAGUGUUAUGUGUGUCACUCUGAGGGAGAUCUUGUGUGUUGUGACGAGUGUCCACGAGCUUUUCAUUCACACUGUCACCUACCAGCUGUACACGGAGACUCACCUGGGGAAUGGAUUUGUACCUUGUGCGUGUUAAGAAACAGUCAACAGUGGCGUGACACCAGUAACAUGUCUGAACAAGAAGCUUUCAGUGCCCCAGUGUCUCAGUACAUAUUGCACUGCCACUACCUCCUGUUAUGUGUGUACAGAAAGGACAUCCAGAAGGUGUUUGUUGAGGAUCCACGACAAACAGUGCGCAGAUACUCUGAGAUCAUAACUCAGCCGAUGUGGCUGGACAGAAUAAAGCAGAAGUUGUAUAGUAGAAAGUAUCAGACGGUAGGAGCGUUCGUCUCUGACUUUCAGCUCAUUUUCAGCAACUGCAGCAUGUUCAAUAGGGACAAUGAGUUUGGCCGAAUGGGUGCCUGGCUGAAACAAAUGUUUGAAGAAGAGUUCCGGAAAAUCUUCAAAAUUGCAGAAGAGUUCACACCUAAAAUAAUUAAGGGAAAUGACAAGGACAAAAACAAAAUUGUAUACAGGUUUGUGUGUCCACAUGCUGGUCAGUUUCGUUGCAGUCUGACCAGCCUUGUGUUUGUGAUGGAGAGUGAAGGAGAGGUGCUUUAUAACACUGUCUCAUGGGAUCCUAGUCUGUUGGUUGGUUUGGGUGUGAUGCAGCCUGCAGGACCCUUAUAUGACAUUAACUGUUUUAAUGGUUCAAUCUCAGGACUGCACCUUCCACACUGUGAAAUGUUCGCAGAGGAAGAAAUUGAUUGUUUAGCUGUAGCACAUUUCACUGGUGGUAAUGUAGCAAUAAUGAAUCCGCUUGAAGUGACUGAAGCUUAUGUGAAGAUUGACAUCAACGAUCUCUCCCUUUUUGGGCUCAUAAAAAGCAUCUUUUCUCAUUCCCCUGUCAUUGCCCAAGUACUUAUUUUUCUGCGACCAAGAACUGAGGGACAGGAUGAAAAAAUACUGGAUGUCCAUUUGCUUCCAUGGAAUGUUCCAGUGUCAGAGGUCGAGAACCAGCACACGGAGCAUUGUCCUAUUAGAACCACUUCAAGGUGUUCUCUCAUCCAGGGAAAACAAUACCGUCUGUGUUGUCAAACAGAGGAAUGUACAGUGCAGCCAGAGACUGAGGAGUUUUGGUUUAAUCUUGGUCCAAACUAUCAUCCCACAUUUGAAGUGUUUGUAAAUGUCAGAAAUGACGAGGUCAAACUAAGUCUUAUAGAUAUCACAGAAGAAAGGGCAGUGUGGCUUCCACGACGAGUCCUUCUCAGAGACACACGUCCAGUUCACAGACGGCUAGACGGUGUUCAAUUUGUGAACACACACAGAAGUCGGCUCAUUCAGAGAGUUUCAUCAGUGAUGGAGAUUGCUGAUGGUCUGAGGGAGAGACGCAUGAUAACAGUGGAAAUGUACAAUAACAUUUGUGCUGUAAAACCAAACCAUAACAAAAUGCGAGAAUUGUUGAAUGCUCUUGACUCCGGAGGAGAUCCUGUAAAAGCAGAAUUCUAUAGAUUGCUGGAGGACAACGAACCGUAUCUAGUAAGUGAUCUGAAUAUCUGGCCCAAUAGACCACAGUAAUGCUUAGAGAGGAACUUGAGUCAGUUUGAUAUGGCAGCUACAGCUCCUCUACAUGUAUAUGAGAGAGAUCCAGGUGCUUAUUUUCUGAAUUUAGUACAAGAUUUACAAAUUAUAUUUCUGGUAUGAAUACCAAAAGUUUGUUUCAAACCUUAUGAUCAUGUUCUUCAGUAUAAUCUGAGAAUGAACCAAACAGCAUCUUACCAUCUGAUCAUCAAUGCCAGCAUUUGUAGGCUAUGUCUGCUGAUUUUGCCAACUGAAUGUACCUGUGAAAUGCAGAAUCUAAAACAUUUCUUCAUUUAUGUCUAUGCUUUAUGCUUUAAUAUGCUUUAACAUUUGUUUUUAAACUUCUCAAACUGUAUCCAGAUUUACAUUUUAGAUUUCAGAUUUUUUUUUUAAUCUAUCCUAUCUAUCCUCUUUUGGUGCUCAUUGUAUAUGUUAAUGUGCUUAUCAUUUACUCUGACUGGAUUUGUUUAAUAUGAGGUAUGCAUGAUGCUGUUACUGUAUGACAUGAAUGUUUUCAUUGUAUAAUACUGUGGAAA
Molecule: messenger RNA, 3674 nt
Organism: Carassius carassius (crucian carp)
Lineage: Eukaryota; Metazoa; Chordata; Actinopteri; Cypriniformes; Cyprinidae
Exons: 24
Coding region: 25-3135 (1036 amino acids)
Biological process (GO): regulation of apoptotic process; innate immune response; regulation of transcription by RNA polymerase II
Cellular component (GO): nucleus
Molecular function (GO): DNA-binding transcription factor activity, RNA polymerase II-specific; DNA binding; protein binding
Source: RefSeq, a predicted model, not a curated record